GUUUUUUGUAUUUUUUAGUAGAGACGGGGUUUCACCGUGUUAGCCAGGAUGAGACCCCAUCUCUUAAAAGACGCGUGUUGAAAGAAGGGUGGAUGUUUUUGUAUGUAAAUAAUGACUUGACAAAUUUGAUUUGAAACCAAAUAGUGCCCACAGCAGCCGCUGGUGCUUACACAGCACUUCCUGAGUGCUGCAACUCAGGUCUGCACGGUGCAUCCCAGAGCCACACAGACCCCACCUAGGUUUGUGAGUGGGGCACAUUGGCACCAGCUGCCCGGCUGCUUGUGUGCUGCAUGGCAGAGCCAGCGCCAAGUCAUUGCAACAGGGACCACCUGGCUCCCAGAACCGAGCAUGCCGGUUUCGGUCCCUUUACAGAAAGAAGAGGUGACUCCUGUUGCACCUGUGGUUCACCCAUUUAAUCCUCCCCACUGUCGUCCAAAGCACAGGUGCCAUUCCUUCCACCGUUCAGAUGGGGAGACGGAGGGUCAAUCCCACACGGCUCAGGUGGCCGAGUCAGGAUCUGAACCCAGGUGCACACUCCCCUGGCUUCUGCGUGGUUCUUCUGUGUGAGUGUUCCUCGGGGUCACAGGGGGCAGCCCCCAUGAGCCUGAGCGGCCCCUCCUCCCUCCCUUCUCCACAGUCAGGCGCCUCCAGCUUCGGGGAGAAGUUCUCCCGAGUGAAGUUCUCGCCGUCACUCACGCUGUUUGGCGGCAAGCCCAUGGAGGGCUGGAUCGCGGUGACGGUCAGCGGCCUGGUCACCGUGUCCCUGCUGAAGCCCAGCGGGCAGGUGCUGACGUCCACCGAGAGCCUGUGCCGGCUGCGCGGCCGUGUGGCCCUGGCCGACAUCGCCUUCACGGGCGGCGGCAACAUCGUGGUGGCCACAGCGGACGGCAGCAGCGCGUCACCCGUGCAGUUCUACAAGGUGUGCGUGAGCGUGGUGAGCGAGAAGUGCCGCAUCGACACGGAGAUCCUGCCCUCCCUGUUCAUGCGUUGCACCACCGACCUGAACCGCAAGGACAAGUUCCCCGCCAUCACCCACCUCAAGUUCCUGGCCCGGGACAUGUCGGAGCAGGUGCUUUUGUGCGCGUCCAGCCAGACCAGCAGCAUCGUGGAAUGCUGGUCCCUGCGCAAGGAGGGGCUUCCCGUGAACAACAUCUUCCAGCAGAUCUCCCCCGUGGUUGGCGACAAACAGCCCACGAUUCUCAAAUGGCGGAUCCUGUCGGCCACCAACGAUCUGGACCGUGUGUCGGCCGUGGCGCUACCCAAGCUGCCCAUCUCGCUCACCAACACCGACCUCAAGGUGGCCAGCGACACACAGUUCUACCCGGGCCUCGGGCUGGCCUUGGCCUUCCACGACGGCAGCGUCCACAUCGUGCAUCGGCUCUCACUGCAGACCAUGGCCGUCUUCUACAGCUCCGCAGCCCCGAGGCCCGUGGAUGAGCCGGCCAUCAAGCGCCCCCGCACCGCGGGCCCCGCCGUCCACUUUAAGGCCAUGCAGCUCUCCUGGACCUCACUGGCCCUGGUGGGCAUCGACAACCAGGGGAAGCUGAGCGUGCUCCGCCUCUCGCCCUCCAUGGGCCACCCGCUGGAAGUGGGACUGGCACUGCGGCACCUGCUUUUCCUGCUGGAGUACUGCAUGGUGACCGGCUAUGACUGGUGGGACAUCCUGCUGCACGUGCAGCCCAGCAUGGUGCAGAGCCUGGUGGAGAAGCUGCACGAGGAGUACACGCGCCAGACCGCUGCCCUGCAGCAGGUUCUCUCCACCCGGAUCCUGGCCAUGAAGGCCUCGCUCUGCAAGCUGUCGCCCUGCACGGUGACCCGCGUGUGCGACUACCACACCAAGCUCUUCCUCAUCGCCAUCAGCUCCACUCUGAAGUCGCUGCUGCGCCCCCACUUCCUCAACACACCCGACAAGAGCCCCGGCGACCGGCUGACCGAGAUCUGCGCUAAGAUCACUGACGUCGACAUUGACAAGGUCAUGAUCAACCUCAAGACGGAGGAGUUUGUCCUGGAUAUGAACACGCUGCAGGCGCUGCAGCAGCUCCUGCAGUGGGUGGGCGACUUCGUGCUCUACCUGCUGGCCAGCCUACCCAACCAGGGCUCCCUGCUGAGGCCGGGCCACAGCUUUCUGCGGGACGGCACCUCGCUGGGCAUGCUUCGGGAGCUGAUGGUGGUCAUCCGCAUCUGGGGCCUGCUGAAGCCCAGCUGCCUGCCCGUGUACACGGCCACCUCGGACACCCAGGACAGCAUGUCCCUGCUCUUCCGCUUACUCACCAAGCUCUGGAUCUGCUGUGAGGCCCCCUGCCCUCUGCUCCCCUCUCCCUGCCAAAGCACACCGUGUCUGAGACCCCCACCAGAACAUAAGCCCCUGCAGGUGGCAAUGGCUCUGCCUUGAUCUCUGCCAUUUCCCCGGUUCCCAGCACAGGUCCUU
Messenger RNA from Piliocolobus tephrosceles (Ugandan red Colobus), 2428 nucleotides. Its product is annotated as mediator of RNA polymerase II transcription subunit 16. Lineage: Eukaryota; Metazoa; Chordata; Mammalia; Primates; Cercopithecidae. Gene Ontology annotation, cellular component: mediator complex. The coding region runs from base 467 to 2392 and encodes 641 amino acids. The record is from RefSeq and is a predicted model, not a curated record. The transcript is spliced from 8 exons. Gene Ontology annotation, biological process: positive regulation of DNA-templated transcription.